Papaver somniferum (opium poppy) is the source of this 2149-nucleotide messenger RNA. RefSeq names its product protein terminal ear1-like. The record is from RefSeq and is a predicted model, not a curated record. Lineage: Eukaryota; Viridiplantae; Streptophyta; Magnoliopsida; Ranunculales; Papaveraceae. The transcript is spliced from 5 exons. Bases 134 to 2149 code for a protein of 671 amino acids. Gene Ontology annotation, molecular function: RNA binding.
UUGUUCUGGUGCUGCUGGUGUUGUUGCGUUGGUGGGCUAGUUUUUGACAGAAGUUACGCUCAUCGGAAAACCGCUAUAAAUUUGAUGAUUAAAGAAGAUUACCCGGAGAAGUAAAAUUGUCAAGCUAAUACCCAUGGAGGAAGAUGCGGGAUCAAUGUCUAGGUACUUACUAGACCCAUCAGCUCAAGAAUUCAGACCAUCAAGAGACAACCUUUCUUCUAAUUCUUCUCGUAUUCCUCUAAACCAUCAACCAAUUUACUAUUCUUACCCUGUUAAUACUUCUGGUUAUUAUGAUGGGUUAGCAAAUUAUCAAGUAGAUCACUAUCAGAGUUCGCCGACGACUACAAGGUAUGCUAGACCGGUUACGGAAGUGCAACCGUUGCCACCGUUAACAACAGCGGCAACAAGAGCUUUACUAUUAACAUCUGUACCAUCGGAUGUAAAUGAAAUGAUAGUCAGAAGAGAUAUGGAAGUGUUUGGAGAAGUAAGAGCAAUUCAAAUGGAAAGAUUACAUUCAGAUGGAAUUGUAACUGUUCAUUUUUAUGAUCUGAGACAUGCACAGUUAGCUAUGAAAGAGAUUCAAGAACAACACAUGCAACAUCAGAUCAGGUCUAGACAACAUUAUAAUUUGUCAAUGGGUGCUACUAAUAGAAAUUGGGAUAAUUCUCAGCAUCACAAUCAGCACAGUCAUCAUUAUCAGCAGCAAAUUCUUUCGCAACCAGCCCCAAGCAGUUAUCGUGGACUGGUUGCUGGUCGAGUCGUUUGGGCACAAUUUACAGUUCCUGUUAAGUUACUAGGUCUUGGUGGACGUAAUCAAGGAACAAUUGUUGUGUUCAAUUUGGAUUCUAGUGUUUCUAUGUUGACAAUUAAACAAAUCUUUGAAGCUUUCGGAGCUGUCAAAGAACUACGAGAAACGCCUUCGAAAAAGCACCAAAAGUUUAUCGAGUUUUACGAUAUAAGGGAUGCAGCGCGAGCAUUAUCGGAGAUGGAUGGAAAAGAAAUCGAGGGAAAGCGCGUUAUGAUUGAAUUUAGUCGGCCGGGGGGAUACAGUAACAAGAUGAACAGGAAUUCUACGACUACUACAAAUAAAGAAGUUAAGGCAGGAUCAAUUACUGAUGCAAUGUCUAUACUGUCUUUAAACAAGAAUAAAAACAAUGACAAAAGUGGGUCAUCAUCAUCAACGGAUAAGAAGAAGACAAAGAAUAAGAGCAAGAACAAAACAAGUAAUGGAGACAAUUACACAACAACAACAACAGAAGAUGUUGUAACUAACAAGGAAAUAAAGAAAAGUUGUAGCAGCAGUGGUAGCAGUAGUUGUAGCAGUAGUAAUAGGUCUUGGAAAAGUAAUAGACAACAAAUGAAGGGUUUAAGCUCAAAUUUGUUAAUAGAUGAAGCUGCUAUAAUGGAAUCAAAUUGUAUCAGAGAUACCAGAACUACUGUCAUGAUCAAGAACAUCCCUAACAAGUACAGUCAGAAGUUACUUUUGAAUAUGUUAGACAACCACUGUAGUAACUGCAAUGAACAGAUUAAAAAUGGUGGCGAAGAUCAGCCCUUGUCGUCCUAUGACUUCGUUUAUCUUCCAAUAGAUUUCAAUAACAAGUGCAAUGUGGGAUAUGGGUUCGUGAAUCUUACUUCGCCACAGGCGGCAUGGAGGCUUUACAAGGCUUUUCAUUCCCAGUCAUGGGAGGUCUUUAACUCUAAAAAGAUUUGUGCGGUGACAUACGCUCGUUUGCAGGGUUUGGAAGCAUUGGAAGAGCAUUUCAAGAACUCAAAGUUUGCUUGUGAGACAGAAGAAUACCUUCCGGUGGUAUUCUCUCCGCCUCGUGAUGGUAAGGAUAAGUUGACUGAUCCUGUGGCUGUGAGUGGUCUGCCCAUAGCAAAAUCCGAAAGAAAUGAUGAUGAUGAUGAUGAUGGAACGGAGGGUAUUCUAGGUAAUGAUGGUAAGAGUAGUAGUGGUGGCGACGAGGGCGAUGAUGUUGAGGAUGAUGAUAGGUCGUCAAUGGGGCUUUCAGAUGAUACAUUUGUACAUACCAGUGGUAGCAGCAGCGGCAGUAGUAGUAUUCUCUCUACUGCUUCGAUUAUACAAACGGAGCAACAAGAACAACAACAGUUACAGCUUCGCCACCCCAUGGCUGGUGGUUGUCGUUGA